AUGGUUAAAUUACCUCCCAAUGAUGUUUAUGGCCUUGUAGAAAUAUUCAGGGGUGGAUCUUGUCAACAAACAUCGAGAAAUUUUUUGUGCUAUCAUCAGCGAAAUUCGAUCAAUGCUUUAGACACUCCGGACACAGUGGCGAGCUGUGACUAUUCAAAUGCAGAAACUCUUUUGUCAUUUUCACACCCAAAGACUGUUGUAGAACGUCGCGACACCCUUCGAAAUGCGACGUCUAUGAGUUCUCACCGGAAGUAUUUGAAUGAAAAGACAUAA
Messenger RNA from Clunio marinus, 273 nucleotides. The record is from the annotation of a GenBank genome assembly. NCBI's taxonomy places the organism in Eukaryota, Metazoa, Arthropoda, Insecta, Diptera, Chironomidae.